This is a messenger RNA of Uloborus diversus, 3424 nucleotides long. RefSeq names its product striatin-interacting protein 1 homolog (gene Strip). The coding region runs from base 504 to 2879 and encodes 791 amino acids. Gene Ontology annotation, cellular component: cytosol. The transcript is spliced from 16 exons. The record is from RefSeq and is a predicted model, not a curated record. Lineage: Eukaryota; Metazoa; Arthropoda; Arachnida; Araneae; Uloboridae. Gene Ontology annotation, biological process: cytoskeleton organization.
GUAAAAUUGUGAUACUUUUGAAAGCUCACAUACUAAAUUAUAGUAUGAAAUUGGCGUGUAAGAGUCCAGUUUUAGGGUACAAUUUAUUUAAAACAAGGCGAAAAAAAAGUUAUAGCUAAGUUGGUAUUAACCGUAACUGUGACCUUGUAUUUUUGCUGGUGACUGGGUGACUGGUGUUGAGAAUUGUUAUGGCGUCUGUCAGGCUGCAAAAAAAUGUUAACUCAAUAUUUUUUUUCUCUGCCGAAAGAAUGGCACGGAGCAAUGGCAGUUGUUUUAUUUCGUGUGUGCAAGUACUUUCAAGCUUCUAAGAAUUUGUUAAAAGAUUUUUUUCCGAUCAAUUGAUCUCUGACAGCUUCAUAUUGGAAACUUAGAUUGCACAUCGCAAGUUUUCUGUGCCUCCGGUGAUUUUGUUAUUUAUUUAUUUAUUUAUUUAUUUACGAUUGAUCAUCCUGGCGGACAACGAUAAGUUCGUAACUUAUCCAGGGGCUUAUCAGCCUUCUAGGAUGCUUCUGUCUGACUCGCCAGAUCUUGAUUUUGUUUAUGAUGAUGCUGAUGAACAUGCCAAUGAAAUGGCUGAGUUGUAUUCGUAUACUGAAGAAUCUGAAUUCUUUCAACAGAAAAAAGCAUUUGAAGAUUCAAUGACUGAAUAUGGCCUACCUGUUCAGUGGACAGCCAUAAUGGAUUCUGAAAAGGAAAAAGCGAUUUUACAUCUACUGGACUCCAUUGAGCAUUCGCAAAGAACCGUUAGGAUGCGAGCCGCUUCAUCUAUUUUAUAUCUUGUGCAGGGUGUUUUCACUGAAUGCCUUACUCUUGAAAAUCAAGCCCAGCUGGCUAGAGCAAAUGUUUUUCUUUUGUAUCGAUAUGGUGUAUUUUAUACAUUUAUUCAACUUCUCAACAUGGAGAUUGAGAACAGCAGUGCUGCAACUUCUGCUUUAAGAAAACCAGCUGUUUCUUUGGGUGACUCCACAGAUCUGAGAAUAAUUUUGAAUGUACUGUAUACCUUUGUUGAAGUGUUACGAGUUCCUGCUGAAAGUGAUACAGAUGAAAUGAAGAGAACUAGAGAGAAUUUCCACAACGAAAUUGCACUGCCGCUUUGUGGAGAAGAUCUCUUAGCACACACUUUAUUCCAAAUGGUUACCAGAUUUUGUAGUGGGAGCACUCCUCAUUUCCCUAUAAAGAAAAUACUUUUGCUUUUAUGGAAGACAAUUUUGGUAUCAUUAGGAGGUACUGAGAAACUUCGAAAUCUGAAAAGCUCAUAUAGAGCUGAGGCUGGUUUACCUCCUGUUCCAGACGAUACUAUAGAAGUUACACGUACAAUGAGAGCUGCAUCACCUCCAGCUUCUGCUGCAGAUUUAAUUGAAGCGCAGCAACAAAGGAAGAAUAACAGGCCUUUUAAAAGACAAGGACUAGUAAAACAAAGUAGCAUGGAUGAUUCUUUAGCAAUUCAAGAUUACGAAACAGACUCAUCAACAGAUGAUGAAUUGCGCUAUAUUGAAGAGCACGAAGAAGGGGCAUCAGAAAGAGACGACGAAUAUAGACCUCCUACACCAAGGCCAUCCACCCCUCUUCCAUCUUUGUCAGAUCAUGGCCAAAUGGAGAAGAAAGGACUCCCAUGGUUUCCUAAAGUUCGUCCAAGAGAUAUUGAUGCAUUUUUAGAUCAUACACGAAAUAAGUUCCUUGGUUUUCAACUCAAUAAUGAUCAAACAUCACUUGCUGGAUUACCAUUGCCUAUUCAUGAAGGCUUGAAAGUAUUGAAAGAACAUAUGUAUGUUUCUUUGUCUGAAGUUCAAAUCAAACGUGAGGAAGACAUUGCAAAACUGCCUCUAUCAAAGAUGGAGGAAAAUAUUCCUGAAACGUCAGUAGAGAUGCUCUACCGUUCAAUUCUUCCUAGUCUACCUCAAUAUAUGAUUGCUUUGCUUAAAAUUUUACUUGCUGCCGCCCCAACAUCAAAAGUCAAAACGGAAUCCAUUAAUAUUAUGGCUGAUGUUCUUCCUGAAGAAAUGCCAAUGACAGUAAUACAGAGUUUGAAAUUAGGUAUAGAUGUUAAUCGCCAUAAGGAGAUUAUUGUAAAAGCAAUAUCUGGAAUUCUUCUGCUAUUGUUGAAGCACUUAAAGAUUAAUCAUGUUUAUCAAUUUGAAUACAUGAGUCAACAGCUGAUGUUUGCCAACUGCAUACCAUUAGUCCUCAAAUUUUUUAAUCAAAAUAUAUCGUCUUAUGUUGGUGCUAAAAAUACAAUAUCAGUCAUUGAUUUUCCUGCUUGUGUUAUUGGAGAACAGCCGGAAUUAACUGAAGAGACUCUAGAUAUGGGUGAAGAUGAGCCAUUUUGUUGGAGAAAUCUGUUUUCAUGCAUUAACCUGCUGAGACUGUUAAAUAAACUCACUAAGUGGAAACAUUCUAGAAUAAUGAUGCUGGUUGUUUUCAAAUCUGCUCCGAUUCUGAAGCGUGCAUUGAAGGUUAAGCAUGCCAUGAUGCAGCUUUAUGUGUUGAAGCUCUUGAAAAUGCAAACUAAGUAUUUGGGUCGACAAUGGCGCAAGAGCAAUAUGAAAAGCAUGUCAGCAAUUUACACCAAAGUUCGGCAUAGAUUGAAUGAUGAUUGGGCAUAUGGAAAUGAUCUGGAUGCCCGCCCGUGGGAUUUCCAAAAUGAAGAAUUUAUCUUACAAUCAAAUAUUAAUCAUUUUCAUAAUAGACGUUAUGAUAGGUCUGGUUCUUUAUGUAAUGAUCCAGAUUAUCAGUCUGUAGAUAAUAAUGUGCUAAGUGUUUUAGGCCGUGAAAUAGAACUAACUGAUGAUUUUAAAUAUCAUUAUGAAUCCUGGUUAAAAAGGGAAGUUUUCCAACUUUCAACAGAUUGGGACCAACUUCUGAGUUACCAAUAUGUCUAGCCUUUGAAUUUUGAUAUUCUCAUUUUGUAAUUAUUGUAGUAUGGCAAAAAGAAAUGAAAUAAAAUUUGUAUAUAUACACAGUUCAAUUUAUGAAGAAAACUGACACUGCCAUACUUUGCUUUGAGUACUUAUUGUAACUGCACAUUCAUCUGAGAAAGCUUAACCUGUCACUUGUUGUAUAAUUUAUAUUCAUAUCAUAGAUAAACUCAUCUUUCAGUUUUUCGAUAUUUUGUUAUGAACAUGCUAAAAGAUUUUCUCUUUUCACUGAGACUGCUGUGGAGCAAUUUUCUUUCUUCUUGCAGUAACUUCUCUUAUUUAAAAUAAUUACGAACUGACCUGCUUGCGUUUGAUUUUAAAAAGCUAAAUAAUGUGUAUACAUAAAGUCACAUAUGCAGUAAUAUAGCAAAAGCUUGAAAAAAUUUAUUACAUACAUAAAUGUUUUUUCAUAUGUUGACUGCUACAGAAUAAAAAUGCUUCUGAACACUUUUAUGGUUAGAAGCAUGUUGUAAUAUAUUUUUGUAUUGAAUAAAAUACUUUGAAUUUUA